GCAGUGACAGGUCGGCUGGGUAGGAGGAGAGAGUGACACUCUCCAAAAAAUAAAGCGAACACAUCCAGGCAUGUGAGGCAGCAGUUUGGUGCGGUUCGGCUGGAGUAUGUCAACCCAACAACCAUCACCCGCUGUAGACGACCACCAGUGAAGAUGCCUCUGAUACCAGUUGUGCCAGAGAACCACAGCCAUGUACUGGCAGAGCUCGACUGCCUCGAUCCACUUCUUUCUGCUCUCCGUUUAGACUCCGGCAGGCUCAAGUGUACGUGUUUGGCAGUGUCAAGGAAGUGGCUCGCAUUGGGAACUUCAGCUGGAGGGUUGCACCUCAUUCAGAGGGAGGGCUGGAAACAAAGGCUUAUUCUCACUCAUAAGGAGGGAGCUAUCACUCAGGUGUCGUGUUGCCCUCAGGAUGAAGACUUCAUCGCUGUUUCAACAAGUCAGGGUCUGGUGGUGGUGUGGGAGCUACAGCUGGAGCGGCGGGGUCGUCCAGAGAGAGUCAGUGUGUCUUGGGAGCACAGGGGUCACGCCAUCACUGCACUCUGCUGGGACAGCGGCGCGCUCAGAGUUUUUGUUGGGGACUCAGGAGGCAAGGUGUCGUGUCUCCGUGCAGGAUCCUCCAAGCUGGGAAAGGGGACAGCAUUCGUCAUUUUUCCUGUUCAGACCAUCACCAACGUGGACUCCAGAGUGGUUCAGCUCGGGUACCAGGAUAGUCGACUGCUGGUGUCUUCUCUGAGUCGCUGCUACCUCUGUGACACAGAUAGGGAGAAGUUCUGGCGUGUUGGAAAUAAGGAACGUGAUGGGGAGUAUGGAGCUUGCUUUUUCCCCCAGAACAAGGGAUUAUUAGUUGGUCAGCCCCCACUGCUGUACUGUGCCAGGCCGGGGUCUCGAAUGUGGGAGGCCAGUUUUAAUGGCGAGGUUCUGAGCACCCAUCAGUUCAAACAGCAGCUAGCAUGUCCUCCUUUACCGCUCAUUACUUACAGAAACGAGCCACAUUACCAUUCAGGGCAGAAGAGCCCCCAGUCAGUUGCCUUCCCUAAACUGCUUUAUAUGGGAGACCAAAACCUGCUGACCUGGACAGACUCAGCCAUUUAUAUCUUCACACCUCAUAAUGGCCAAGUUCUGCUGUGGACAGAAGUCAAAGAUUUGGUUGACAUUGCAGUCUACCGCAGUGAGCUCUUCUGUCUCCAUGGCAGCGGGCAUCUGUCCCACCUGUCACUGCUGUCUGCAGAGCGUUGUGUUGAGCGUCUGCUGCGUAGGGAGUCGUGGCCUCUGGCUGCUGCCGUCUGCUGUAUGUUCCAGCAUGCUAUCACCACCGGACGGGCCAGGAAAUCAAUCCCCAUCGAUCGCCUUGAACACCUGAGGUCUCAGCUCAGUUCCAGCACACACAUGGAUAUGAUUGGCCAACUGGAGGAAGUAAUCAGCAAGCUAGAGCCUCUGGACUCAGCCUGCAGCAGCCGCAGAAGUAGCAUCUCCUCACAUGAGAGCUUCAAUGUACUGGACUGUGGAAUCUAUCGUGUGAUCAGCCGCAGGGGAAGCCAAUCAGAUGAAGAGACGUGCUCCCUCAUCAAUCAGUCCAUGUCAGAGGAGGAGCGGCUCAAGGAGUUCAGUUUUGUGCAGGAGGAGGAUCAGGUGGAUAAUGAUCCACAGAGCAGUGAGCGUUUGGAGGCUGAGCGAUCUGAGCAAGGCCUGCCGUUCCACCUCCCCCUCUCAUUCCGCCCCAAACCCCCCCGCAUCGCACUGCAGGCCGUCAAAGACAGUGUUUCCAGUUUUGUUAAGAAGACAACAGAGAAGAUCAACACCCUCCAGAUGAACUCUGAGCUUUGGCAACGGCCUGACUUCAGAGAAGGGGGACAAGCCGAAAUGUCGGCCACUUCUGCUUCAUUCACAGAGGAAACAGAAAAUGAGGUUUAUGUUGAAAUGCCUAACACAGAGGCCGACAUGCUGGAGCUCCGAUCAGCAACAGAACGAGCUUUCUCCCAGAUCCAAGAUCCUUUGGUGCUACUGGAUCCAGCCUGCCUGGGAGAAACUCUGCUGGAGUGGCUGCCGGUGCUGGAGCGAGUUCUCGGACCUGCAGAGCCCGGGUCAGCUGCUGUGAGGAAUUCAAACACUGAUGUACCAGGAGAGCAGAGAUGGGAGAGGGAUUAUAUGACCACCUUCUCAGAGCAGCCAGAGGAGUCUUCUUGCUCAUCAAGAGAACACAUGGAGAGCGCCACGGAGGAAAAUACAGAAAAGCCUCCAGAGCUCAGAGAAGAAGAAGAGAGCCAGUGUGAGAGUCAGCUGACUGUAGAUUGUGACGAGAAAGAGCCUGUAGCCCCAAACGGGAGUUCUCCAGAGCCUGUGCAAGUGGUGUCCCCCAAACCUGUACCAUCAGAUCUCCUGGCUUAUCUCACGCAGCUGGCCACACUAUAUGCAGAACUGAGCUGCUUCAGAAACCAGGCAGAUGAGCGAGCAUUGGACUGCACCACCUUCCUACGCCGCUACUUCUUCCUGCUGGACCCGGAGCGUAUAAGAAGGAUGUGUCUGCUCUGCUACCAGGAGCAGCCAGCGGUGAAGAGCUCCUUCAUUGAUGCCAUGCUAGAUGUCACUCAGUCCAGUAAGGUGGUGGAAGUUAUUCAGAGAGGGGAUUUACUGAGAUCACUGCGCAGUCUGAGAGAGCUGCAGCCCUGGAGCGCCCCUCCUCUCCUCGCUCACUUACACAGGCUGUAUGAGAAGCACGGAGAAGCAGCCGUACGCUCGUUUUGCCAGUUCUAUCCUACAAUAACCCCUGCCGACGUUAUGGCUAUGGCUCAACAAAGCCACUUCCUGGCAUACCUGGAUAAUCUGGUCCAGUCCCGAACUGAGGGGCACAGGUUGGCGUUUCUGCAAUCCCUUCUUGAACCAGAAUCACUGCGACAGGAUUGGCUUGAGCUCGCACUUACCCAUGAUGCUCCUCAGUGUAGUGAUACCCUGACCCCCGACGGGCUGCCCAGGUGGCACUCUCAUUGUUUCAGCUGGGGUUAUGGACGCCUCCUGUCUCUACUGAUACGUCUUCCUGCAGAUCUGUCCUCCAAGCAGAAGAUGACAGAAAUGUGCCGUAGUCAUGGGUACUGGAUGGGUUAUCUGUAUCUUUGCCGUGAGCUGCAGCGCCGCACAGAAGCCUUCUCCACAAUCUGUCAGCUGGAUGACAUCACCCUGCUGGAGGAGGCUGAAGGUGUUGAGCCGCAGACGUUGGACGAGUGGAAGCUCCUGAUCCAGUUGUCUCAGCGGUGCAGCAGCGUCUCAGAGCAGGCCGCAGGUGUGAAUGGUAGCAGCCUGUCCAACGGCUCCGCAGACUGCAGCGGGAAGGUGAGCCCAGAGAACCUGACCCUGCUGCUGGCUCGGAUGACGGGACCGGACCGUGCCAUGGCCAUGUUGGAGGAGUGUGGAGUGCAGCUGGUCCUUUCACCCCACUCCAAACUGGUCUUUGAGCUGCUGCGAGUCACAGAGAAGAGACAGCGGGCAACAAUUCAGACGAUGCUCGAGCGCUGCGAUCGGUUCCUGUGGUCUCAGCACGCCUAAAUGCAGCUCAGCGUCGUGUGGACAGAAGCUCCUCUCAGCCAAACAAUAUAACUAACACUUGAUGUAAGUCUCUUACUGAUGUUGAAGCUGCAUCUUAAUUUAUACACUGUAAUUUAAACUGUCAAAACUUGCCAGUUGAGAUGAAGGUACUUAUCUUUCCAUUUAAAACAGUAUUAUCUAUUUAACCUCUAACUGCUAACUGUAUUUUUGCACAAAUAUUUUUCAGUAUUUUUUUCUUAAUUCCAUUUAUUUGCCAAUUUUAUCAGUUUAUAGAUGAAUGUAUAGGGGGUUGUUGCAUAACUGAUAUCUUCAUUAUUUGAGUUCAAUGCUUUUUUCGCAUGUACAAAUAAUCAAAUAUCUGAUGCCAAACUAAGUGGUUUAUUAUGCUGUUACAACAAAAUAAACUGUCAACUAUUACAGUCAAAUGUUCUAA
Scomber scombrus (Atlantic mackerel) is the source of this 3970-nucleotide messenger RNA. RefSeq names its product HPS5 biogenesis of lysosomal organelles complex 2 subunit 2 (gene hps5). Gene Ontology annotation, biological process: developmental pigmentation. The transcript is spliced from 23 exons. Bases 154 to 3537 code for a protein of 1127 amino acids. Gene Ontology annotation, molecular function: protein binding. The record is from RefSeq and is a predicted model, not a curated record. NCBI's taxonomy places the organism in Eukaryota, Metazoa, Chordata, Actinopteri, Scombriformes, Scombridae. Gene Ontology annotation, cellular component: cytoplasm.